Lasiosphaeria miniovina is the source of this 2213-nucleotide messenger RNA. RefSeq names its product S-adenosyl-L-methionine-dependent methyltransferase. The record is from RefSeq and is a predicted model, not a curated record. The transcript has 3 exons. Lineage: Eukaryota; Fungi; Ascomycota; Sordariomycetes; Sordariales; Lasiosphaeriaceae. The coding region runs from base 1 to 1734 and encodes 577 amino acids. Gene Ontology annotation, molecular function: O-methyltransferase activity.
AUGCGAGACGAGAUUGACCGUGGCGGCGCUGGAGAGCCCAACUCAUCGGCCACAGGAAACCAGCAGGAACCAACGGCGAACCUUGUAACCGCUGCCCCGGUAGCGGCGACGGAUGCGGAUCCUGGCGCCACCGACCCAACAGCAGCCGCCGGAUCUUCGGAGAUAAACGGACCCCCGCCAGCCGUCGGGAGCAUCUCGGAAGCAGUCGGUCGAGCCAGCGUCAGCAACGUACCCGAACCACAGCAGCCCGUCGACGGUCACACAACGCCAGAGUCCCUCGAGUCGCCCAGCAAGCCAAUUAUUGGCGGAGCCGUUGAAGGCAACGACUCGCAGCAACCUGAAGCAAGCGAACCGAUUGUCACCCAACCCGAACUCGAUUCAAAUGGCACUCGAGGCGAUGUCGCGCAAGAACCCAAGAGUGAAGCCGCCACUGCGCCGGGGCCCGCUGGAACUCUGCCAUUGGGCGAAGAAAAGAAAUCACCCCAGCCUAGCAAAGCCAGUCCCGCAUCUAUCCCCCCUGGCGCAGCCGGGCCCUUGAACCCGGAGCGGCUGCGGUUUUUAGCUGAUGAGAUCAGCCGAAAUGUUGGGCAAGUCCAGACCGAGGAGGUGGCCCGGCUCCGCACGGUCACGGCGGCGCUCGAGCUUGCUGGCGCCGUGCGGCCACCGCCCGAUGCCAUCAUGAGUUGGUUUACCAAUAUGAGCAUCGUCUCGGCAGUGCGUGUGUUUCAGUCCUGGCGUGUCUUCGACACCAUUCCUGCUGGCAAGGGGGAGUCGAUCUCUUACGCCGACCUCGCGGCCAAGGUGGACACCGAGGAGGCCUUUUUGAUUCGCAUGUCAUGGAUGUUGUCUUCCACAGGGGUCCUCCGGCACAUUGAUCCCGGCCGGGUAGCGCACACGCCAACGUCGAUGAUGUUGCGCGAAAACGAGACCAUGGGCAGCAUGUUCAAGAUCAUGUGCACCAACGUGGUCGACGUGUCCACGAUCCUGCCAGCCUACUUUGACACGUACGGGCGCCGCGAGCCCCUCGGCCCCGCCCACAUCCCCACGUCCUUCCUCGCCGGCCGCCCCGAGCUCGAGUACUUCGAGUUGCUGAAUGAAGACCCCAACCGCAUCAAGCUCUUCAUGUGUGCUAUGGCCGUCGCCCACCGCCGCGUCCCCACCAUUGGCAUGUACGACAUGUCUUGGGUCCUGCAGCGCGCUGACCAGGACCCCGGCCGUCUUGCCUGGGUCGACGUCGGCGGCGGAAACGGCCACACGGUAAAGGUGUUUCGCGAGGCGUACCCCGGACUGCGUGCAAACCAGUGCGCCAUCCAAGAUCUGCCCGAGGUGCUCAAUGAAGCGCAAACGCAGGCCGAGAGCGACGAUGCGUUGCGGGGAGUAAGCUGGAUUCCCAUGAACUUCCACAAGGACGUGCCUGUCAAGGGGGCACUGAUCUACUACCUCCGCCACAUCGCGCGCGACUACUCGGAUCCCGUAUUCACCACGAUCCUGCGCAACGUCGCCGGCGCGCUUGCCCCCGACAGCCGCGUCCUUGUGUCUGAGCAGCUGCUCGCCGGAACGCCGCCGCCCGUCUACGCAGCCUUCAAAGACUACGCGAUGCUGUCGCUCGGCGGCAAGGAGCGCACGCUGGACCAGUUUGGUGCCGUCGCAGCCGCCGCGGGCCUGCGUGUGUCUGGCGUGUUCCGGGACCAAGCCACGCCGCACGCUGUUGUAGAGUUCGCGCUGCAGGAGUAAGCCGGUUAUCAACCACUAGAGGGCGUGGACUUGCAGACGGAAAGAGCUGGUAUUAUCGGAGACAGAAAGAUGGCAGCUGGGGACUGAUUUUGGAGGUUGGAUUUAAUGGAUGGGCAUUUUGUCCUCGGGGAUGGUGCGUUAUGGCACCCUCUAACCACUGCGACAGACAGGGAAGGUAUCAUCAUAUUGGGGCGGCACAGGCCCUUGCAUAUCCAGCCAUCAAGGGUGAUCUAAAGUUUUCCAUUUAGAUCAAGUCGGUUGGGUUUAGUUUGGUCACCGAAGGGGCACAUGUGGUGGUCUUGGGUACACAUGUACCUUGGGUAGCUUGACUUCUUCUACUUUUCUGCUAUCUAGUCUAGACCUAGGCGAAUGCAGGCACGGCAAUCUCUGCACAUGGCAUAGGCUAAAUCAUUCUCCCAGCACCGAAUGCUAUUUGGCGCUCUAUUGGUGGUCAUAUUAGUGAAUUCACAGCUUUACGU